This is a messenger RNA of Daphnia pulicaria, 949 nucleotides long. RefSeq lists its product as uncharacterized. The coding region runs from base 11 to 949 and encodes 312 amino acids. The record is from RefSeq and is a predicted model, not a curated record. The transcript has 3 exons. NCBI's taxonomy places the organism in Eukaryota, Metazoa, Arthropoda, Branchiopoda, Diplostraca, Daphniidae.
CCAACGCGACAUGGAUACUACUACUGCUGAGGAGGAAAUAGCUUGGUAUAACAGAGGUAUUUUUAAAUGGUUCUCGUUUACACCAGAAAUGGUGCAAAAAUUUUCUAUCGAUCCGAAAAGUAGUUGUAUAGUUCGCAAAGAAUUAAAAAUGAAACUUGCACUGGAGAAUGUAUCAGGGGUGUGUAAAACGUGUGGGUGGAAAUCAAAAGUUGCCUUUGGCAAUCCCUCGAAUUGGGUGCGUCAUCUCUUGAAACAUCCCGAUGUUCAUACGAAAUAUAAGCAAUCAGUAGCCAACAAAAGGAAACGAGACCGAUCCCCUACAUCUACUUUUUUCCCUAAUAGACAAGCUAAGAAAUCUAAACAAGAAGGUAUUGUGAGUGCUUUUCAGCCAUCUAAUAUUGCCAAGAAGAAAGAAUUAAGUACAGAGAAAAAGAAACUUCCUCACGAUAUUCAAGAAAAUAUCAAUCUAAAAAUCUUACAUUACAUUGUUGCUGAAGCCCGACCUCUUAUCACCGUUGAGAGUGUUCAUUUUAUCAAUCUUCUUAAAGAGAUUGACCCCAGAGUAGAAGUGUUUUGCGUUAGAACUUUGAAAAAAUUAAUCGCAAAAAAAUUUUUCGAAUUUAAAGAAAAUUUGAAAAAAGAGUUUGGUGUUGCCAGUUCCGUGUGCUUAACAGCCGACUUGUGGGGCUCAAACAACAGAAGUUUUCUGGGAGUCACAGCCCACUGGCUAGUUUCCGACGAACAUGGAGCUAUGAUACGCAAGUCAGCUGCUAUUUCUUGUAGAAGAUUCUCAGGAACUCACAAUUUUGAGAACAUAGCAAAAAACCUGGAUGAUAUUAUCGAGGAAUUUGCCUUGCAUGGCAAAGUAUCUCAUAUAGUUACGGACAAUGGCUCAAACUUCGUUAAAGCCUUUAAAGAAUUCUCAGUAAUUUUCAAAAUUGUUCAAUAG